AUGAUUAUUUUUUCUCUGCUUACAAUUCUUCUCACCUUUGUCUGUCAUCCAUCUAUUUUUUUCUAUAUCGUCAACUAUUCAACUCCUCCUGGCAAUUUUAACUUUUAUUCGCUAUUUCUCCAACGUUUUGACCUUUUGCCCUCUGAUUUCCUCGUCGUCAUUGGGCCUUUGUUAUGGCAUUCUGGUUCAGCUUGCGUCGGCGAAGCACCGAUUGUGAAUAGACCACUUCAAGGGGGGGUGCGAAAUCAAACUUCUGGUUUGAACAAGCCAUUUUCACCUACUCGUGCUCACCAGGAGAUACAGGCUGAACUAGCUCUUCGACAGGGCAGACAGCCACUGGUUCAGGCUGGCAGUGCGGUGGAACCGAAUCAGCGUACUGUGAAGUCAGGUAGCCGUCCUGCAAAGCCAUUUUCCACCUCUUCUUCUUUUCGUUCUCCCUCUCCUGCCGGGUAG
Messenger RNA from Protopolystoma xenopodis, 453 nucleotides. The record is from the annotation of a GenBank genome assembly. NCBI's taxonomy places the organism in Eukaryota, Metazoa, Platyhelminthes, Monogenea, Polystomatidea, Polystomatidae.